AUGGACACACGCAAUCUCGACUGCAAUUUCUACGAGGACGAUCUCAAAUCGCACGUCGUCGGCAAACUCUGGCAAAAUCCCGAAGAUUUGCGUCGAUUUUGCGAGUUUCAAGGAAAAUCGACGAUUUCCGAGGAUGAUCGCCAAUACCUAGUAGAUCAAUGUGUGAAAUUGGAAUAUCUUGAUCGGGUGAUCGCCUGCGUCGGCCAGAUUCCCUAUGAGCAAACAUGGGAGCGAAUGAGCGAAUGCUGGCAAAAACAGAAAAUCCCGCCAGUGUUCGCCUCGAUCGACGAUUUCAUCGAAUUCUCGGCGAAUUCGUCGGCAUUUUUCCACGAGAUUCCCAAUUUCGAGCCACCUCGUACCACAUUUCACGGCUAUCGCGUCGAGCAAUUCCAAGAAUCUCGCGACUAUUUCGAUACGCCGUUCAAAAAAUCGUCGAUUUGGCUCGAUUUUCGCGGUUUGAAGGCGCUCGCCGCGCGCAAUCCCCAAUUUUUCGUCUACAACAAAAAUCGCAUUGAGUUGACGAAACGCGGCGAGACCGCGUGGAUUCUUCACGUCGCCGCGGCCGUGCCAACAUUUUUGGCGAACGCGAAACGACGCGACAACUCGCGACGAUUCGUCUUCAACGCCGUCGUCACGAAAGCCUCGAAAUACUAUGCUACGGCGCUCGUUUUGGACCCGCGACUCGACAAUUCCAGAGUCUACCUAUCGGCGAAUGUUUUGCGCAAAAAUGAGAAGCACGUGUGCGAGUUCGAGUUCGGCGCUCGCUGCUUGAUCUCGGUCACGUGCGUUCCCAGCUACAACGACGCUCAUGAGUUUGUCGCCUAUGAUUUCGACGACAAGCCGAUCGACGUUGGGAGUCUGGCGAGCUAUGUGAGCCCGAAUUGGGCGGAUGUCGAGGAGCGACGCGUCGAGUCGCGUCGACAUCAUUUUGAAAAAAAUGCGAAAAUCGCGAGAAUCGAACACGAAAAAGCGCAAGAUUUGAAGAGAAUUGAGAGAAUUCGCCAAAUUUUUCGAUGGAAAAACGCGAGCGUCAUGACGAUUUCGCGAAUUUUCGACGCGAAUCGCGAGUUUUGCGAGAAGCGACACGAGCGAUUCGUGCGUGUUCGCGAAUGCUCGCCGCAUUUUCGCCAAUGGGCUCAGCGAUUGAUGGCCUAUUGGAUUGUCGAUGAUUUUUUCGGCGAUCAACGCGACGUUCGCAAUUUUGUUGAGGAUUAUCCCGAAUAUUUUCAGCUCAAAAACGACGACGUUUCAUUUUGGGACGAGGCGACCUCGGAAAUUCUUCAACUCACCGUCUUCGUCGCCGAAAACUAUUGCAAAUCGUUCGACGAGCUGCAAAAAUUAAUGAAAUCGAAUCGCGAGUUUCGAAACGCGAAAAUUGUCGAAAUGAUUGAUAAUGAGCAAUUUGAGGAAUUCCUACGUGAGCAUGGACUAAUUCUUAGUUUCGCUUAA
Molecule: messenger RNA, 1449 nt
Organism: Caenorhabditis bovis
Lineage: Eukaryota; Metazoa; Nematoda; Chromadorea; Rhabditida; Rhabditidae
Source: the annotation of a GenBank genome assembly